This is a messenger RNA of Falco peregrinus (peregrine falcon), 970 nucleotides long. It is a transcript of the gene ASB12, whose product is annotated as ankyrin repeat and SOCS box containing 12. The record is from RefSeq and is a predicted model, not a curated record. The transcript is spliced from 2 exons. Gene Ontology annotation, molecular function: protein binding; transcription cis-regulatory region binding. Gene Ontology annotation, biological process: positive regulation of transcription by RNA polymerase II. Gene Ontology annotation, cellular component: nucleus. The coding region runs from base 26 to 970 and encodes 314 amino acids. Lineage: Eukaryota; Metazoa; Chordata; Aves; Falconiformes; Falconidae.
UUACCUUUUAUGAUGACAGUGGUACAUGGGAGACAGGCCAGAAAACAUGAGCUUAAUGGAUAUCACUAAAAUGUUCUCCAUGCUCCAGCCCAGAGAAGAUGAAGAUGACAAUGGAGAAAGCGAGGAGCUGAACCGAGCAGUGUCCGAGGACAAUUACCAAACCCUAGACAAGCUCUUGUCCCAGGACAGGUACAAGAGGGUCAUCAACCGCCGGAGCGGCUGGGGGGUGCCCAGCACCCCGCUGCGCCUGGCUGCCACCUGGGGCCGCGUCAGGAGCGUUAAGGUCCUCUUGGCCCAUGGGGCGGAGGUGGACAGCCUGGACGUCAAGGCUCAAACCCCGCUCUUCAUGGCGGUCAGCAACGGCCACCGGGAAUGCGUGAAGGUCCUCCUGGAUGCAGGGGCCAGCCCCAUCGGCAGCAUCUACAACAACUGCUCGCCGCUGCUCAUUGCCGCGAGGGACGGCAAUGUGGACAUCCUGCAGCAGCUCCUGGACCAUGGCGCAGAAGCCAACGUUCACGCGAGGGUGCCCGUGUGGGCUGCCAACUCGGUGACUUGCUCCGGUCCCCUCUACCUUGCUGCCGUGUACAGGCAUCUUGAAUGCUUUAAGAUGCUGUUGCUUUACGGUGCCGAUCCCAACUAUAACUGCACUGAGGAGAGCGUGAUUGCCCAGAUCAAGGAGCCCAAGACUCUGCUGGAAACCUGCCUGAGGCACGGCUGCAGGAGUGAGUUCAUCGAGCUGCUCAUUGACUUUGGAGCCAACGUCUACUUGCCCAACGUCAGGGCAGAGGAGACGGCACCCCGCAGCAAGGGGCUGGAGCUGCUGCUGCAGGCAAGAGCUCAUCCCAAGUCCUUGAUGUCUCAGUCCAGGCUGGUAACGAGACGCCUCCUGCAGCGGGCUGGCCGCCUGCAUGCGCUCAGCGAGCUGGACAUCCCCACGGUGCUGGCCAACUACCUCCGCUACCAGCCGUGA